AAAUUAAACUUGCAACUCUACAAAAAAAAACAAGAAGAUAACUCAAAAGCUUUCCCUCCUUUUGUAUCAACAUAGGAAAAAAAAAUGAUGGAUUCAUUAGCUAAAUGCUUCAACGGACUUCAAGAAAGAUACGAGAGCGUUCUAGAAGCAAAAUCAAUCUUCAAAGACGACUUAACAUCGCCUCUGAAUGGAUCAGAGUGUUCAGUAGAACCCAUCAAAAAGUCUCGUUGCUUGCAAAGAGCCAAGAGGAUUGACAGAUCCCUAAGGUUCGAAGAUGAAGAUGAAGAGAUGGCAAAGCCUCUGAAGCCACGUAAAGUUGUGAGGUUUCAGUUGGAGAAGAAUAAGAUUUUCGAGCCCAACAAGCCAGUGAGGUAUGAGUUCGAACCUGAGGAGAAGCCUCUGGAAGAGAAAGAAGGUUCGAAUAAGGUUGAAGGGAAGGAGGAAGUAGUGAGGGUAAAGAUCAAGAUGACCAAACAGGAAGCUCAGAGACUACUAGCGAAAUGUAAAGACGACAACGUUUUGGAUUUGGAGCAUGUAGUGGACCAGAUUGCAUACUUUUCGAAUCAUCAGCUUCAACUCGAUGUUGUGGUGGUGGCUUCCAAGUUGUAAUGAUGAGAGAAAAAGGAAAUGGCUGCUGGUUAUCGAAUAACUUUUAGUUUUUUUUUUUAAUUUCAAACUUAUUCGUCGAAGUUUUGUAGUUUUAGAGUAAUAUAUAUCUAUUAAGUCAUCGUGUGUAUAUAUCUUGUCACAUAGUAUAUAUUAUAACAAGGUUUUGGGUUUACUUUUA
This is a messenger RNA of Brassica rapa (field mustard), 787 nucleotides long. RefSeq lists its product as uncharacterized. Lineage: Eukaryota; Viridiplantae; Streptophyta; Magnoliopsida; Brassicales; Brassicaceae. The record is from RefSeq and is a predicted model, not a curated record.